AUGCACGAUCUCGUGACUUUCACCGCGUCUGACAACAGGGGGAUCGCAGAGCUACUGAAUGGCAAAGAGUUCAAGGGCCGGGCCGUCAUAGCGGACGACAGGAACGCGGACAGGCCACUCAAAGACGGUGGAAGCUUCUCCAUGCCCAUGUCGCCGUCCAGCUACAUGACAAGCCCUGGCGCCUCGUUUUCACACGGCGCCAUGAUGCCGAGCUGCGAUGUCCUCACGGCGGCCUACCCGCAGCCGAGCGUGCCGACGACGACGUACGGCUACUACGGCUCGGGCGUGGAAGCUCAGCAACCCUUCUACGGCUAUCAGGCCGCACCGGAUCGACAGCCAGCGUUGUACAACCAGUCGGCCUCGUACGCGGUGCAACCGAUUCAGCCCUACAGCGAAUACUACCCGCCGCCGCCACCUCCUCCACCGCACAGCAUGGCAGUCCUCACCAACCAGAUGGCCGACAUGACAAUGGGCGGGGCCGCGGCAACGAGCGGCGGCGUCGUCUUCACCGAGCAGCGCGGCAUCCACAUACGCGAGCUUUCGCGCCGCGCCUCGGAGGAGCAGGUCCGCAGGAUGAUUUGCGAGGCGGCAGGCCGCGAGGCGUCUAUGAUCAACCUCGUGGAGGUGCCGCUCGACAAGGAGGGCAGCCCGCGCGGCUACGCCCUCGCGCACUUCCGCAGCGCGGACCUCGCCCGGAGGAUGGUGGUCAGGCUGCACGGGGUCGACUUCAAGGGGAGGAAGCUGCAGGUGCGGCUGCUGAAGGAGGGCGAGGCCGUCGGGGUCGGCGGCUGCGGCGCCGUCGCCACCCCGCCGACGAGGGGCCACGGCCAUGGGCACCGGAGCGGCAGGCACCACAGCUCCAGCGUCAGGAGGGACGAGGGGAGGAGGUCCGAUCGCAGGGACAGAGAGAGGGAGAGGGGGCCCGACAGGGGCGACAAGAAGGCCUCUUCCUCCUCCUCGACUUUGUCCUCUGCGAGCAAGGGGAUGCCGCUCGUGGUGGGCGGGGGCUUCUCGGGCGCGGAGGCCUCCUCCCUCUGCUCGUCGCCGUCACCAUCGUCCAAGGGCAAGGACAAGGACAAGGGCAAGGAGAAGCACGGCGGCAAGAAGUCUGCUGUCGUCAUCGCGGAUGGGAGCUCUCGCCGCGCCGACAAGAACUGA
This is a messenger RNA of Diaporthe citri, 1158 nucleotides long. RefSeq lists its product as uncharacterized. The transcript has 2 exons. NCBI's taxonomy places the organism in Eukaryota, Fungi, Ascomycota, Sordariomycetes, Diaporthales, Diaporthaceae. The record is from RefSeq and is a predicted model, not a curated record. Gene Ontology annotation, molecular function: RNA binding. The coding region runs from base 1 to 1158 and encodes 385 amino acids.